AUGGGGACAGCCGCUUCUGGCCGGGACCCUCCAGCAGAACCUUCUGGGGGCUCCCGGGGCUCUGCCUGCUCCAUGCUGCUGCUGAGCGGUGCCGAGCCGGGAGGAGGAGGAGGAGGCGGAGGAGGAGGCGGAGGAGGAGCCGCGGCCGCACCGGAGCGCUCCCUCUUCCCGUCGCCGCGCUCGGGGCCGGGGCGCACCGGCGGGGGGCGGUGGCGGCGGCGCUUCUCCCCCCCCCGCCCCCCCCCGGGGAGGCCCGGGCCCCCCCCCCCGCCGGGGGGGCCCCCCCCCCCCCCCCCCCCCCACGGGCCUCCCCCGCCGCCGCUGCCGCCGUUCCCCGGGAAGGGAGGCCUGCAGAUCCGGAAGAAUGCCAUCACGGACGACUACAAGGUCACCACGCAAGUGCUGGGGCUCGGCAUCAACGGGAAAGUUUUGGAGAUCUUCAGCAAGAAGAGCGGGGAGAAGUUCGCCCUCAAGAUGCUGCAGGAUUGCCCCAAGGCCCGCAGGGAAGUGGAGCUGCACUGGAGGGCGUCGCAGUGCGCGCACAUCGUCCGCAUCAUGGACGUCUACGAGAACCUCUACCAGGGGAGGAAGUGUUUGCUCAUCGUCAUGGAGUGCCUGGAUGGCGGGGAGCUCUUCAGCCGGAUCCAGGACCGGGGAGACCAGGCCUUCACAGAACGGGAGGCUUCAGAGAUAAUGAAGAGCAUUGGGGAAGCCAUCCAGUACCUGCACUCGAUCAACAUCGCGCACCGGGACGUGAAGCCGGAAAACCUCUUGUACACCUCCAAAAGGCCCAAUGCUGUGUUAAAGCUCACUGACUUUGGCUUUGCUAAAGAAACCACCACGCACAACUCCUUGGCCACGCCGUGCUACACGCCGUACUACGUGGCCCCCGAGGUGCUGGGCCCGGAGAAGUACGACAAAUCCUGUGACAUGUGGUCCCUCGGUGUCAUCAUGUACAUCCUGCUGUGUGGGUACCCCCCCUUCUACUCCAACCACGGCCUCGCCAUCUCCCCCGGCAUGAAGAAGCGGAUCCGCAUGGGCCAGUACGAGUUUCCUAACCCCGAGUGGUCCGAAGUGUCAGAGGAAGUGAAGCAGCUGAUCCGCAACCUGCUGAAGACGGACCCGACCCAGCGCAUGACGAUAACGGAGUUCAUGAACCACCCCUGGAUCAUGCAAUCCAUGCAGGUGCCACAGACGCCGCUGCACACCAGCCGCGUGCUGAAGGAGGAGAAGGAUCUGUGGGAGGACGUGAAGGAGGAGAUGACGAGCGCGCUGGCCACCAUGCGAGUGGACUACGAACAAAUCAAGAUCAAGAAAAUUGAGGAUUCCUCUAACCCUUUGCUCAUGAAGAGGCGAAAGAAAGCCAACCCUGCGGAGCCCACGGCGCUCCCCCACUGAGGGCACGAGCACCGGCGGCCCUCGAGAAAGCAAUAACUAUAUAUAUAUAUUUUUUAAGAAAAAGACACAAAGAGACAGACUGUUCUAUCAAGCGCAUGGAAUUCAGACAUUUAUACCAGACUAGUUAUUUUUAGCUACUCACCUGUGUUUCUGACCUUUCUGGAGCAGGCGACGCGAUAUCCCCGUCAGAUCCACGCGCGUCGGCCGGGGGGUUCUGUCCUGUAGGUGGAUGACACCGAUAAUUGGAUUUUAUUUUCUUCUUUUGUGAAACAUUUCGGCUUUUUGGUUUUUGUUUUGUUUUGUUUUCCUUCCUUCCAAAGACAUGGAAAUUCCUGUGGUGACCUUUGUAGGGUA
Oxyura jamaicensis (ruddy duck) is the source of this 1752-nucleotide messenger RNA. It is a transcript of the gene MAPKAPK2, whose product is annotated as MAPK activated protein kinase 2. Bases 1 to 1398 code for a protein of 465 amino acids. The transcript has 11 exons. Lineage: Eukaryota; Metazoa; Chordata; Aves; Anseriformes; Anatidae. Gene Ontology annotation, biological process: intracellular signal transduction; peptidyl-serine phosphorylation; protein autophosphorylation. Gene Ontology annotation, cellular component: nucleus; cytoplasm. The record is from RefSeq and is a predicted model, not a curated record. Gene Ontology annotation, molecular function: calcium-dependent protein serine/threonine kinase activity; ATP binding; calcium/calmodulin-dependent protein kinase activity.